Molecule: messenger RNA, 1767 nt
Organism: Aureococcus anophagefferens
Lineage: Eukaryota; Pelagophyceae; Pelagomonadales; Pelagomonadaceae
Exons: 1
Biological process (GO): mRNA splicing, via spliceosome
Cellular component (GO): catalytic step 2 spliceosome
Molecular function (GO): ATP binding; RNA helicase activity; RNA binding
Source: RefSeq, a predicted model, not a curated record
GAGAAGGAGCUGCGCCUCAUCCGCGAGAACUACCUCGGCAAGGGCCCCAAGCAGAAGAAGGUCGUCAAGCCGUCGGAGAAGUUCGCGCGCAUCUUCCAGUUCGACUGGGACGCGAACGACGACACGUCCGCGGACCUGAACCCGCUCUACGCGCGGCGCCACGCCGUGCAGCCGCUGCUGGGCCGGGGCUACGUCGCGGGCCUGGACAUGCGCGAGCAGCGCAAGACCCAGACCUUCGCGUCCGUGCUCAGCGACAAGCGCAUGGCCGAGGCGCGGCGCCAGGAGGAGGACGAGGGUCUGGCGCGCGCGGAGCGGAAGCGGCGCGAGGACGCGCGCAAGGAGGAGCGCGAGCGGCUGCGGCGCGACAUGGCCGCGGAGACGGAAAAGGUGGAGAAGGCCGCGCUCGGCCGCGAGCUGCUCCACUGGACCGACAAGGCGCUGGGGGACAUGACGGACCGCGACUGGCGCAUCAUGAAGGAGGACUUCGACAUCCGCAUCCGCGGCGGCAAGGCGCCGCUGCCCCUCCGCUUCUGGGGCGAGGCGGACCUGGGCGAGCCGCUGUUGAUGGCGAUCCGCGACGCGGGCUACAAGGAGCCGUCGCCGAUCCAGCGCCAGGCCAUCCCCGUGGGGCUGGAGCUGCGCGACAUCAUCGGCGUCGCCGAGACGGGCUCGGGCAAGACGGCGGCCUUCUGCAUCCCCAUGAUCCGCUACAUCUCCAAGCUGCCCGCGGCGCGCAUCGCGUCGCUCGCCGACGACGGGCCGCUCGCUUUGGUCAUGGCGCCGACGCGCGAGCUCGCGACGCAGAUCGCCGGCGAGUGCAAGAAGCUCACGGCGCACAUGGACAUGAACGUGACGACCGUCGUCGGCGGCAUGUCCAUCGAGGACCAGGCCUUCGUCCUGCGCGAGGGCGUCGAGAUCAUCGUCGGCACGCCGGGCCGCAUCCAGGACUGCCUCGACACGCAGUACCUCGUGCUCAACCAGGCGAACUACGUCGUGCUCGACGAGGCGGACCGCAUGAUCGACAUGGGCUUCGAGCCCCAGGUCCACUCGAUCCUCGAGGAGAUGGGCGGUUUGCUACUAUCCGAGGACGACAUCGAGAUGGAGCAGCAGCGCCUCGCCGUCCAGCGCGGCGAGGCCUGCUACCGCAUCACGGCCAUGUUCUCCGCGACGAUGCCGUCGGCCGUGGAGAAGCUCGCGAAGAAGUUCCUGCGCCACCCGGCCAUCGUCUGCAUCGGCGACGAGGACAGCGGCAAGAACAAGCGCAUCGCGCAGCACGUGCUCUACAUCGCCGAGGCCGCGAAGAAGAACGCGGUCGUCGACAUCCUCCGGAAGAAGAAGGCCCAAGACAAGUACCUCGUCUUCUGCAACGAGAAGAAGGGCUGCGACGCCCUCGCGAAGGUCCUCUCGACCGCGGGCCUCCGGUCGUCCGUGCUCCACGGCGGCAAGACCCAGGAGCACCGCGACGCGACGCUCGCGGCCUACAAGGCCGGCUCCGUGACGGUCCUCGUCGCGACGGACGUCGCGGGCCGCGGCCUCGACAUCCCGGACGUCGCGCACGUCGUCAACUACGACAUGCCCCUCAAGAUCGAGAACUACAGCCACCGCAUCGGCCGCACGGGCCGCGCGGGCAAGGACGGCGUCGCGACGACGCUCCUCACCGACUCCGACGAGGCCAUGAUGUACGACCUGCGCCAGUACCUCGAGCAGACGGACGCGCAGAUCCCCGAGCGCCUCGAGAAGAACCCCGCGGCGCACGCGAAGCCCGGC